This is a messenger RNA of Oppia nitens, 459 nucleotides long. RefSeq names its product kelch-like protein 28. The record is from RefSeq and is a predicted model, not a curated record. NCBI's taxonomy places the organism in Eukaryota, Metazoa, Arthropoda, Arachnida, Sarcoptiformes, Oppiidae. Gene Ontology annotation, molecular function: protein binding. The coding region runs from base 1 to 459 and encodes 152 amino acids. The transcript is spliced from 5 exons.
AUGUCUAUUGAAAGACAAUAUUUUCAAUUGGUAUCAAUCGGUGAUGGGUUUAUGUAUGCUAUCGGUGGCUAUAAUGGAAAUGAUUCAAUGGAUUCAAUAGAAAUGUUUGAUAUAAAUACAAAACAAUGGACUCCUAAAGCAAAUAUGACAACAAAAAGGGCUUAUUUUGGUUCAGCAUCAUUUAUUGGUAAAAUAUAUGUUUGCAGCGGUUAUGUAAACUCAUGCGAAACAUAUGAUCCGCAAACAAACCAAUGGACACCAAUUGCAUCGAUGAUAGAUAACCGUAUUAAUUAUAAAAUGGUUGCUUUUGAUGGAAAUUUAUAUGUAUUGGGUGGUUGGAUAUAUGGUAAAGGAAGCGUUAAUUCCGUUCAAAUAUACGAUCAUUAUUCAGAUAAAUGGUUUUAUACGAYAUCAUUGCCACAAAAAUUAUCAUAUUUUGUGGCURCUGCUAUCAAUUGA